AUGACACUGAGUAUCGGUGGGCACCAGGAGCAAGGUAGCAGGAACUAUCAGGAAGACAGAGCCGCUGUUCACUUCUGUCGAGCGCAAGAGGAAUGCGUGUUCUACAAUGCCGGUACAUGUCCAUGUGUCGUGUCGGGCCUCGUUGGGGCUAUUUAUGAUGGUCACAGUGGAGAAGAUGCUAGUAAGUACCUUCAGACUUACCUCGGCAACGCUGUCUUGAAAGCCGUUUAUGAUCUCAAACGGCAAUAUGGAAAAGUUCGAGAUUGUAAGAGUUUCGGUGACGCUAUCAAGCGGUGUUUCGCUGAACAAGACUCCAUCAUUCUCGCGGAAGACGCUAUUAAGGAUGGCAGUACCAUGUCGAGCUUGAGCGAAGAGCAUGUCGCCUGUGUUAUCGCAAGUGAUGGUUUAUGGGAUGUCAUUUCGGAGGAGGAAGUUGCCGAAGCUGUCGUAGUAGCACGGGAGAAAUUCCCACUACUGACGCCUCGUGACUUGAGCGAAGAGCUUUGUCGGAUGGCGCUACUGCGGAACUCACAAGACAACAUAACGGCAGGCAAUUGUGAGAAGUAA
Perkinsus marinus ATCC 50983 is the source of this 567-nucleotide messenger RNA. RefSeq lists its product as hypothetical. The coding region runs from base 1 to 567 and encodes 188 amino acids. Gene Ontology annotation, molecular function: protein serine/threonine phosphatase activity. The transcript has 7 exons. Gene Ontology annotation, biological process: protein dephosphorylation. NCBI's taxonomy places the organism in Eukaryota, Perkinsozoa, Perkinsida, Perkinsidae. The record is from RefSeq and is a predicted model, not a curated record.